UUUGUUCCCUUCAACGCCGUCGUAUAGUAUGCAAACCGACCGUAAAAGUUUGACUAGAGCUCCGACGACGUUCGGAGGACUUGUAAUCCAAGUAGUCCAGAGUCCCCUCGGGAACCUUCGAAAUUCCGCCGCUUUUGCUUUUUCUUUCCGGUGACGAGAAUCCAAUCGACGAUUUAAGCAAUUGAGCUGAAGAACUGAAGAAUUGGGGAAACUGGGAAUGGGAACGCCGGCGUUUCCUAAUCUCGGGAAGCAUUGCAGCGUCGAGGAUUGUCGGCAGAUCGAUUUUCUACCGUUCACUUGCGAUUCCUGUCACCAGGUGUUCUGUUUAGAGCACCGAAGCUAUGGUAGACACCACUGUCCGAAAGCCAACAAAAACGAUGUGACUGUUGUAGUUUGCCCUCUGUGUGCAAAAGGAGUUCGUCUAAUUCCUGAUGAAAAUCCAAAUAUCACCUGGGAGUCACAUGUAAACAUUGAAUGUGACCCUUCGAAUUAUGAUAAGGUCACCAAGAAAAGAAAAUGUCCUGUGUCAGGCUGUAGAGAGAUCUUAAGCUUUUCUAACAAAAUUAGGUGCAAGGAUUGCACAAUAGAACAUUGUUUGAAACACCGUUUUGGGCCAGAUCAUAGAUGUCCCGGACCUAAGAAGAUACAAUCAACUUUUCAGUUUAGCAGCUUUUUAAGCAGUGGUAAACAACAGUCAAAGCAAAAUCCAGUUUCGUCUUCUUCUAGCUGGGCAUCAAGUUUAUUCAGGGUAGCUUCGUCAGUUCGGGCUACAGCUGAAUCUGGAGUGGCAAGAUUGAGCAGUGAUUUCAAAGACAUUCUGCAGGGGUCGGGCAGCAGCAGCGGUAGUAGCAGCACGAGCCAUGGGGGAAGCACGAGCAGGCAGUUGGAGCAAUGUCCACAGUGCAAUUUAAGAUUCUCAUCGGUAAUGGAUCUAGUAAACCAUGUAGAGAGAGUUCAUGAAAGAAAUGGUGUAAUGAAGGUUACACUUGAUGUCUGCCCCAAAUGUAGCAAAGGCUUUCGUGAUCCUGUGUCUUUGGUGGAACAUGUUGAGAGGGAACACCGAGGAACUUCGAAAGCUUAGCGAGUAAUCACUGGAACGGAAUAGUAUUCCCUGUAAAAGAUUUUUGUGAUAAUAUACUGAUUUCAUUCUUUCAA
Coffea eugenioides is the source of this 1155-nucleotide messenger RNA. RefSeq names its product zinc finger AN1 and C2H2 domain-containing stress-associated protein 16-like. The record is from RefSeq and is a predicted model, not a curated record. The transcript is spliced from 2 exons. Gene Ontology annotation, cellular component: cytoplasm. Gene Ontology annotation, molecular function: zinc ion binding. NCBI's taxonomy places the organism in Eukaryota, Viridiplantae, Streptophyta, Magnoliopsida, Gentianales, Rubiaceae. The coding region runs from base 218 to 1081 and encodes 287 amino acids.